Solanum dulcamara is the source of this 3945-nucleotide messenger RNA. RefSeq names its product DNA repair protein RAD5A. The transcript has 20 exons. Bases 242 to 3439 code for a protein of 1065 amino acids. NCBI's taxonomy places the organism in Eukaryota, Viridiplantae, Streptophyta, Magnoliopsida, Solanales, Solanaceae. Gene Ontology annotation, molecular function: zinc ion binding; ATP binding; ATP-dependent chromatin remodeler activity. The record is from RefSeq and is a predicted model, not a curated record.
UAUGAUAAUAAUUGGGGAGGACAAAACUUAGUGAAAGGGCAAAAGAGAAACGGGAAAAGCAGAAGAAAAAAAAUGAGAAAGAAGAAAGGGACAGCCACCCACUUGUACAGCAACCCGCCAUUUCUAAACCCGUUUAGGGUUUUUCAAAUUUUCACUAUUUUCUUCACCAAAUUCAAAUUCAAUUGGGGAUUUUGGGAAUUCACUGUAAUCAUCGCCCUUUUUUUUGUGGGAAUUCACUGUAAUGGCGGGGAACAAAGUCACUGAGGAGCUUGUUUCAAUGGUACGUUCCAUUGUUGGCGAUGAAUAUACAGAGAUGGACAUAAUUAGAUCACUUCACAUGGCGAAAAACGAUCCUACAGCUGCAAUAAACAUCAUUUUUGACACCCCGAGUUUCAAGAAAAUCGAAAUUCGCAAUACCCAUUUCAAUUCUGAAGCUGAAAAUGUACGUAGUAAUAGUGGUAAGAUCAAAGAAUCUGUGAUUAGUACAGUUUCUUCAAUUGUGGGUUUGGAUACUGAAAGUGAAUUUGGGGAUAAUGGGUUGGUGGGUAAGAGGGCUGGAUGUGAUAUGGGUAGUGAAUAUGGGAGUAAUGGGUUGGUGGGUAAGAGGGCUGGGUGUGAUAUGGGGAGGGAAUGUGGGAGUAAUGAAUUGGUGGGUAAGAGGGCUGGGUGUGAUAUGGGGAGUGAAUGGUGGUAUGUGGGGUGUGGUGAGGUUGCUGGUAUGUCAACUUGUAAAGGGAGGAUUUUGAAGCCUGGUGAUGAAGUUGAUUUUACAUUCCCGGUGGAGAAGAAAUUGAGUUCACCUUCACGUGGGAAGUUUGGCAGUGGACGAGGGCGUCAAGCAGCUGCCUGUUCUGAAAUUGUAAGGUUUUCUACAAUGGCUUGUGGAGAGAUUGGGCGUAUUCCAAAUGAAUGGGCUCGAUGUAUUCUGCCACUGGUGAGAGAUAAGAAGAUUAGAAUUGAAGGGUGUUGCAAAUCGGCCCCUAAUAUAUUGGGGAUUAUGGACUCUGUCCUUUUGUCUGUCAGAGUGCAUAUUAACAGUUCCAUGUUUCGUAAAAGCCAUCAGACAUCACUAAAGGCUAGAAGCAAUCCCGCAGAUGAUACAGUUGUUCACCCCCUUCCGACUUUGUUCUAUUUGCUCGGGCUUACUCCAUUUAAGAAGGCAGAGUUUACUCCAGCUGAUUUAUACACGAGGAAGCGGCCUUUGAACGAACAGGAAAGCUCUGGAGGUCCUGCCUCAUUAUUGCGUGCAAACUUGUCCAAAAGCUCCUCAUCUGCAGAUGGAGAUAAAGUUGAGAAUGAUGAGUCAAUUUCUGAUACUGAUCUUGACUAUAUUGUUGGUUUAGCUGAUAGCUCAAAGCUACAGGAAAUGGAACCACCAAGUACGCUCCAGUGCGAACUGCGACCCUAUCAGAAGCAGGCGCUUCAUUGGAUGACGCAACUGGAGAGGGGAAGAAACACAGAUGAAGCAGCAACUACUCUGCAUCCAUGUUGGAAUGCUUACCGCCUGAAAGAUGAGAGGGAGCUUGUUGUUUACUUGAAUGCAUUUUCGGGCGAUGCGACCACUGAAUUUCCAAGUACCCUUGAAACGGCUAGAGGAGGGAUUUUGGCAGAUUCCAUGGGGCUAGGGAAGACUAUAAUGACUAUAUCUCUCCUCCUCAGUCAUUCUGAAAGAGGUGGAUCAUCAGGAAGCCAAUCUACAAGUCAGCUGUCUAGUGAAAAUGGUGAAGCUAGUAAUAUCUUAGGUCAUUCUCCAACUUUUGCGAAGAAAGCAAAAUUCUCUAGUCUUGAUAAGCUUAUGAAACAUAAGCCGAUACUCAUUUCUGGUGGCAAUCUGAUUAUAUGUCCAAUGACACUACUAGGUCAAUGGAAGGCAGAGAUUGAGGCCCAUGCACAAGCUGGGGCUCUAUCUGUGUAUGUUUACUAUGGGCAGACAAGAUCAAAGGAUGCAAAAGUGCUUGCCCGAAGUGAUGUUGUGCUAACGACAUAUGGGGUGUUGGCCUCCGAAUUUUCUACUGAGAAUGCUGAGGACAGUGGGGGCCUUCUCUCUAUUAGAUGGUUUAGAGUGGUGCUUGAUGAGGCGCAUACUAUCAAAUCCUCUAAAAGCCAAAUCUCAAAUGCUGCCGCUGCUCUUAUUGCUGACCGUCGGUGGUGUCUUACUGGUACCCCUAUCCAGAACAAUCUGGAGGAUAUUUACAGUCUACUAAGAUUUUUGAGAGUCGAACCAUGGGGAAGCUGGGCAUGGUGGAACAAGCUUAUUCAGAAACCUUUUGAGGAGGGAGAUGAGAGCGGGCUAAAGUUGGUUCAAUCAAUAUUAAGUCUGAUUAUGUUGAGAAGAACAAAAUCUAGUACAGAUAGAGAAGGAAGACCAAUUUUAGUUCUACCACCAGCAGAUAUUCAAGUGAUGUAUUGUGAACUUACAGAAGCAGAGCGCGACUUCUAUGAUGCAUUGUAUAAAAGAUCCAAGGUGAAGUUUGAUCAGUUUGUUGAGCAAGGACGGGUUCUCCACAACUAUGCUUCUAUAUUGGAGUUGCUUUUGCGACUUCGUCAAUGUUGUGACCAUCCGUUUCUUGUCAUGAGUCGAGGUGAUGCUCAAGAAUUCUCUGAUCUAAAUAAGCUUGCUAAACGUUUCCUCAAGGGUGGUAAGGAGACUGGAGAAGGAAAGGAUGUCCCUUCACGUGCUUAUAUUCAGGAGGUUGUGGAAGAGUUGCGGAAUGGAGAACAGGGAGAAUGCCCUAUUUGUCUUGAAGCUUUUGAAGAUGCGGUGUUUACUCCAUGUGCUCAUAGGUUAUGUCGAGAGUGUCUCUUGGCAAGCUGGCGAAGUUCUAAUUCAGGCCUUUGUCCUGUUUGUAGAAACACUGUCAGUAGACAGGAGCUUAUAACAGCCCCGUCAGACAACCGCUUUCAGUUUGAUGUUGAAAAGAAUUGGGUGGAGUCAUCAAAAGUAUCAGCCUUGUUGUCUGAAUUAAAACGUGUUCAUUCUGUUGGCUCCAAAAGCAUUGUUUUUAGUCAGUGGACUGCCUUCUUAGAUCUACUGCAGAUUCCUCUUUCUCGUAGUAGUAUUCCAUUUGUUCGCCUUGAUGGGACGUUAAACCAACAACAACGUGAGAAAGUAAUAAAGAAGUUCUCAGAAGAGGAUGACAUAUCGGUGUUGCUAAUGUCAUUGAAGGCUGGUGGUGUUGGGAUAAACCUGACGGCUGCAUCUAAUGCAUUUGUCAUGGAUCCUUGGUGGAAUCCAGCUGUUGAGGAACAAGCGGUCAUGCGUGUUCAUCGUAUUGGACAAACUAAGCAAGUAAUGAUCAAACGAUUCAUUGUGAAGGGUUCGGUAGAGGAAAGAAUGGAGGCAGUCCAAGCUAGGAAGCAACGGAUGAUUUCUGGUGCUUUGACCGACCAAGAAGUUCGGACUGCAAGAAUUGAGGAACUUAAGAUGCUUUUCGCAUAGAGAACAACUAAAUUAUGCCAAAAUGUUGCCUCUGGCUCCUCAGAUUGUAGAUUCACAAACAACAUAUCAGAUCAUUUCAUUCUGCUGCUGGUACACCGGCUUAUUUUGGAGGCCUCAAGAAUCUCUCGUGUUGAAAAGUGAUUGUUCCAUUGGUUACGGCUGAUUUAAUUUUCAGAGGAAGCCACAUUGUUAUCGGUAUUCCAAUUUUUCACUGAAGCAGUUUCCAGGAGCGCGAAUGUAACUAGCAUCUGGGGAUUUGUAUUUCUACUUCACUGUUGUAAAAAUAUAUCAUGGCUUCAUUGAGAGUAUUAUCAAAAUUUAGGACUUCUAAAACAGUUUUGGUAGCUUAAACAAAUUUGUAAUGAAUAAUUUUGUCAAUGUAGCUUGCAAGCUGCAGAGAGUCAUAUGUAAAUCUAUAACCUUUUCCCAAUCAACAAACCUUGUAUGCAGAUUAUGACCUUAUUGAAGUUCUCCUUUGAGUUAACAAAGUUAUUAAGUUAUCAGAA